AUGGAUAUCGCUUUGGAGCUCACCGAUACUUAUUUCUUCGAUUACUUCUAUUCAGCUAUACUACCUGCGAAGACGAUACUGUUGGAUGCAAUUGGAGAACAACUUAAUGGUACAACGUUCGAUGCGAAAACUGCUUCAACAUGGCAAUACCACCCUUCAAAUUCUUUCAUUCAAUUCGAACCUACCGAGGCGGCAUACACGAGUCAAUUGAAUAGAGACAAUAUCUAUCGACAGGCUUUCUCAUUGUUCUUGCUCACUUGGAUCGCAGGUGCAGUCAUCUACUUUACAAUUUCCACCCUCUCCUACGUCUUCGUGUUCGACAAGACUACCUUUAAACAUCCUAAAUUCCUUAAAAAUCAAAUUCGCCAGGAAAUCUCCCAAUCAUGCAACAGCAUGCCCCUCAUGUCCAUCCUCACUACACCCUUCUUCCUCGCCGAAGUAAUGGGUUACUCGAAGCUAUACGAUCUUACAUCGGAAGGACCUGGUGUUUGGUACAAUUGGUUACAAUUCCCACUCUUCCUCAUUUUUACCGAUUGUUUGGUCUACUUCAUCCAUCGCGGUCUUCACCACCCCUACCUUUACAAAGCUCUCCACAAACCCCAUCACAAAUGGAUCAUGCCAUCCCCUUACGCCUCAAUCGCUUUCCACCCUGUCGAUGGUUGGAUGCAAUCCCUCCCUUAUCAUAUCUUCCCCUUCAUCUUCCCGCUUCAAAAAUACGCAUAUCUAGGCCUCUUCUUCUUCGUUCAAGUCUGGACCGUCUUCAUUCAUGAUGGUGAAUAUGUAGCGAAUUCCCCAAUCCUGAAUGGAGCCGCUUGUCAUACGAUGCAUCAUCUCUAUUUUAACUACAAUUAUGGACAAUACACAACGUUAUGGGAUCGUCUAGGAGGUAGUUAUAGAAAACCUAACGAGGAACUUUUCAGAAGGGAAAGUAAGAUGGGUCAGAAGGAAUGGGAGAGACAGGUUGCGGAAAUGGAGAAACAAGUAUUGGAAGCGGAGGGAGAGGAUGAUAGAGUUUAUGAUACUGAGGAUAAGAAGACGAAUUAG
This is a messenger RNA of Sclerotinia borealis F-4128, 1044 nucleotides long. The record is from the annotation of a GenBank genome assembly. Lineage: Eukaryota; Fungi; Ascomycota; Leotiomycetes; Helotiales; Sclerotiniaceae.